This is a messenger RNA of Cyprinodon variegatus (sheepshead minnow), 1432 nucleotides long. Its product is annotated as major histocompatibility complex class I-related gene protein-like. Gene Ontology annotation, biological process: immune response. Gene Ontology annotation, cellular component: external side of plasma membrane. Lineage: Eukaryota; Metazoa; Chordata; Actinopteri; Cyprinodontiformes; Cyprinodontidae. The record is from RefSeq and is a predicted model, not a curated record. Bases 1 to 1308 code for a protein of 435 amino acids. The transcript has 9 exons.
AUGGGGAUAAAGUCUGGAGAAGGACAGACGGUUUCCUCCAGUCCCUACAUUUUGCAGAUAAUGGAUGGCUGUGAGUGGGAUGAUGAGACUGGAGAAAUUACAGGAUAUGAUCAGUAUGGUUAUAAUGGGGAAGACAUCUUAGCCCUGGACCUGAAGACCCUGACAUGGAUUGCUACCAAACCACAAGCUAGGACUCCCACCUCUGUGGUGACCUGCCAUGCUACAGGUUUCUACCCCGAAACUGCUGACAUUUUCUGGAGAAGAGAUGGAGAAGAGAUUCAUGAGGCUGUGGAGAAAGGAGAGAUCCUUUUUCUAUUGGUCAUAUUUCAUAUUCCUGCUUCAGUGAAGCAUUCCCUGAGAUAUUUCCGUACUGCUACCUACGGAGUCCCAGGCUUUCCAGAGUUUGUUGGGGUUGCAACAGUAAAUGAAGUUCAGAUGGGAUAUUGCGACAGCAACAUCAAGACCGCCAAGCCCAAACAAGACUGGGCAAUGACACUGUUUGAAAAGAAUCCCAACCACUUAGAGUGGUAUUCUCAGAGGUGUCUUCGAAGUCAACAUGUAUUGAGAGCAGAAAUGAAUAGCUUGAAGCAACGUUUAAACCUCACUGAAGGUCCCCACAUUUUGCAGAGAAUGAAUGGCUGUGAGUGGGAUGAUGAGACUGGAGAAAUUACAGGAUAUAAUCAGUAUGGUUAUAAUGGGGAAGACUUCUUAGCCCUGGACCUGAAGACCCUGACAUGGACUGCUCCCAAACCACAAGCUGUACUCACAAAACUCACAUGGGACACCGAGAAAGCUACAUUACAAGAAAAUAAAAAUUUUUACAUCUAUAUAUGUCCCAAAAUGUUAAAGAUAUAUGUUAAGGAUGGGAGAAGCUUUCUGCAAAAGAAAGAAAGACCCUCUGUGUCUCUGCUCCAGAGGACUCCCACCUCUGUGGUGACCUGCCAUGCUACAGGUUUCUUCCCUGAAACAGCUGAAGUUUUCUGGAGAAGAGAUGGAGAAGAGAUUCAUGAGGCUGUGGAGAAAGGAGAUAUCCUUGCAAACAAUGAUGGAACCUUCCAGAUGAGUGUUGAGUUCAACGUUUCAUCUGUCCAGCCUGAAGACUGGAAGAGAUACGACUGUGUGUUUGAGUUCUCUGGUUUUAAAGACGACAUCGUCGUCAAAUUGGAUAAAUCCACAAUCCGUACAAAUUGGGCUUCUCCUUCAGAUUUUCCAGUCGCUUAUGUUGCCGGAGGUGUUGGAGGACUCAUUCUUAUUGGAAUUGCUGGAAUCUUUUUUUGGGUUAGGAGAAAUAAUGCAACAAUCCUGUGAACAGGAUGAGACAACAGCAUGAGAAGCCAACAACGACAAGGAACCAGCCAAUAGUGACAGCAGAGGGAGAGUAUUUAUGGCCGACUGAAACAAAUAAGGAGCAGGUGUGAGAAGAGACAACGAG